AUGGACCUUGCUGUACUGGCCGGUGUCAUAUUGGUGGCAUUGAAAGGACUCCUGCAACAAUUCAAACGACUAAAGGAGCUGUGGAUUAUAUGCAAGCCAGAUGCUGUGGUCUGGCUAGUCACUUGGUCUGGGGUGGUAUUCCUGGGUAUUGAUACUGGACUUGCAAUUGGUAUUGUUGUUGCUCUUCUCAUGGUUAUCAUCAGAUCUGCCAGGCCUCGUUAUCAAAUUCUAGGUCAAGUUCCUGGAACAGAAAUAUAUCGUGACAUCCGCCAGUUCCCUGGGGCAGAGGAAAUUCCUGGAAUCAAGAUCUUUCGUUUUGAGUCAGCAGUAUUUUAUGCUAAUGCUGAAUACUUCCGUAAUGCCCUCAUCCAGAAGAUUGGCAUGGACCCGCUUGUCGUAAACCGCCAUAUGAUGGGCUCAAGCCAGACUCUAAAUAAACCAUCCAGUCCUCAGAACCAUGAGAAGGCAGAUAGCAGUGAGACAGUUGUAACAUUCCGCAAGAAGAGCGGUGAUGAUGCUGUUAACAUAUUACCUGAGAAUACAGUGACACCUUCAAUACCGAAUGGUGAUGCUCAAAUAGAAAAUGGCACAGAUCUCUCAGACGUAGAGCCUGAAGUGAAACCAGGCAAAAUCCACACCAUUAUUAUUGACGGCAGCACCUUCAACUUCAUAGACACACAGGGUGUCAACACCCUUAUAAAGCUUGCCAAGGAAUUUCAGAGAAUCAAUGUCAACUUCUACCUUGCAAGCUGUCGCCAUAGCAUCCGUGACAUGCUGGAUAAAGCACACUUCACUCGUGAUGUUGGAAGCCAUCAUUUGUUCAUAUCUGUCCAUGAUGCUGUUAUUCAUGCGCUCAUGCCAGAGCAAGAAGUCCUGAGUCUCGCUUCACAAGCUAGCCUUGAAAAUAUUGACAAUGCGCAACCAUCAUUACCACGGCCACUCAGAUCACCCACCAACCUGGCUUACAACAGCACAGAGAGGCAAAAGCUUCUGGCAAAUUCAGCAGACCAAGAAGUGUUCAAGGAAAGCUCGGUCUAG
Molecule: messenger RNA, 1038 nt
Organism: Nematostella vectensis (starlet sea anemone)
Lineage: Eukaryota; Metazoa; Cnidaria; Anthozoa; Actiniaria; Edwardsiidae
Product: solute carrier family 26 member 6-like
Exons: 10
Coding region: 1-1038 (345 amino acids)
Biological process (GO): transmembrane transport
Cellular component (GO): membrane
Molecular function (GO): sulfate transmembrane transporter activity; bicarbonate transmembrane transporter activity; chloride transmembrane transporter activity
Source: RefSeq, a predicted model, not a curated record